This is a messenger RNA of Tetrahymena thermophila SB210, 3213 nucleotides long. RefSeq lists its product as hypothetical. The transcript has 6 exons. The record is from RefSeq and is a predicted model, not a curated record. NCBI's taxonomy places the organism in Eukaryota, Ciliophora, Oligohymenophorea, Hymenostomatida, Tetrahymenidae.
AUGUAUAAGUUAUCAGACCAACAGACAAAAGAUGAAUGUAGCAAAUUUAAAAUAUUUGAAAUGCUUAAUCUACAUCAAUAACAUUGCACUCACCUUUAAUGCAUAUGUAAAAUCAGCAAUUUUAAGGAUAAGAAAGAUAAUUUAAGUCACGAAGAUGUUUACAUUCUGAUUGAAUAAAUCUUUUACAGAACUCUUAAAUCAAACUUAAAAAAUGUAGAUUUUAAACUAGUUGAGCAGCUUUAUUUGAAGUACAUCACAUACUUAACAAGAACAAGGAAUAGACCAACUAAAGCUUAUUAUGAGUUAAAAUAAUAUAUUUCAAAAAAAUAAGAUACUAGCUUUUAUUUUGAUUUAAUAAAAAAUGUUUUAUCAAGCAAGAUAGAAAAGAUAAUGAGUAUGAAUUAAAAAGUUUACAUUAAAACUAAAAUUGUGGAUAAUUAUCUUGAAACAAUCAAGGAAGAGCUAGAUACUAGUUAAAUAUUCCAAACAGAUGAAAUAAUUAGUGAAAUCAUCCCUGAAUUGGCUUAAUAUAUUGAGCAUAAAAUAUAGUUUUGGAGAAAAUUAUUGGUUUCUGAAAGCUAAGAUAUUUUAAGCUUUUACAAAUUAGCUACAGACUUGUCUAAGAAAUCAAAAAAAAUCUAAAAAAUCUACUAAAAAAACUUGCAGACCAUUACAAAUAAAGUGACUACAUCUUCAAAUAUUACAUUGGCUAAGAUAAUAGAAAUAUAUAAAUGCACAGUUACUUCAGAUUAUUUGUAGGCCUUUAAGUUUUCAUAACUUUACAGUGCAUUGUAUAAUAGGGAUCUUUAGAAGUCUUAGAUUAUUAUCAAUAGCUAUAAUAUAGUUAAGGGAAAUGUUUAGACAAUCAAAAUAAGUCUAUCAUAAGAUCUAGGUAAAAUAAUCAGCUAAAAAACAGAGAAGUUAGCUAAUUUUUUUGGGUAUCUUCAAAAGGAAUUCUAAUAAAUUGAUAAAAUUAACGAAUUGAUGCCUCAGUUUAUCAGCUAGAUUCAUGAUAACUGUAUUAAUAAUAUGAUAUAAAGAGGAUUUUCCCCAAUUAUUUCAGAUAAAAUUUCUACAUUUAUCAAAAACAAAGAUUCCUUUAUUGAGCCUAUAAAUUUAUAUUUGCAGAAUCAUUAAAACCAAGCUGAAGAUUUUUGCUUACAAGCAAUACUUCUUAAAACAGUAUAAUAAAGAGAGUAUAUUGUGUUUGAUGAAUAAGGAUAUAUUUAAGGAAUUACUUAAAAUAUGUUCAACUUAAUUUUUUAAAAAAGAGAAAAAUACGAUAAACAAAUUAAAUAAUUGUUUCACAUUGAUGGUCCUCAUCCAAUUCCAGGAGAUUAUAUAAUUGAGCUGCAAUCAUUCUUAUAUAAGUUCAACAUUUAUUUACUUAUGCCUUAAAUCAGUAAAAUAGUCAAGAAGCAUUAGUAGAAUUAAUAAAGUGUUGUAAAUAUGUACAAUAAAUUUAAGAGCCCUUAAAAAAAAUUAAAUAUAAACCUAGAGGCUUCUUUAGUAGAUCAGCAUUCUCAAAUUUGCAUAAACUAAAAUAGUGAUUUAUUUUUACCAAUAAGAAUUUUUCAUUUAAAUAAUUUAUAUAAAAAUUAAAUGAAUGGUUUAUCUGAUAAAAAAAACAUAAAUAAUGAUCAGCAAAUAUAAAAAAAUCAAGAAUAAGUCGAAUAAUUUCUUACAUAGCAUUUAAAGGAUUAUGAUGAGGAGCAUAUUUUUUGCUAAUUUUCUAUGCUACUAAAUAUAUAAUAAAAGAUUUAUACUUACUAGGAUUAAAAUUAAUAAAAUAUUUAGAAAAAGAUAAUUUAUGUUAUGGAGGUAGUUGAAAAAACUGAUUUGACUUCAAAAUAGUUGAAGCAAAAUACUAGGACAGAGAAAUAAAAGACUAUUUUUGAUUUUGAUUCACAAAAAACACACAGCUAGACAGUAGAUGGGUAAUAAUUACCUUCAACUUAAGCAAAGGAAAAGCUUUCUUAUACUGAGUAAACGAGUAUUCCAUCUUUUAAUGAUAUGAAUUAGUAAUAUUUUGAAAGCUCUUAAGAUAUUGAUAAUUUUAAUUCAUAAAGUUCUCCUCCUCAAAGAUAGCUUAAAUUUAAAAAAGUAGAGAGUUAAAAAUCUUAGAAUAGAGUUUCUGAUUUUGGUUUAAAAAUAGAUUAAAGUAACUUCUUUUAAUCUCAUUAGAGCUUAAAAAAUAAUUAAGUAGAUUAAAUAAAUUAUCAAGCUAAUUUAGGUCAAAAAUCAUCUAAAUCAUAAGUCAUUAAUAAGAAAAAAACGUUAAAUAACGCACCUAGCUUAAAUCAUAUUAAUGUACAAAAUUAUAAUCAAUAGAUUAGUUAGAAAGACUUAUCAUAUAAUUUAAGUGCUGAUGAAACAGCUAGAAAUCCAAAUGAAAAUCAAAUUAAUAAAAUUAAAGAUGAGUCAAACCUAUUUUUUUUCAAUGAUUAAAAGAAAAUAGAUGUCAAUCCUAAUUAAGAAAAAGAAUAAAAUGAUAAUGAUUUAUACUUAAAUAGUAUUAAUUCAAAUAGAAUAAAUUCUCUUAAGGACAAUGGAUUGUUUAGUUAAGAAGAUAAUUAGUAAAACACCUAUACAAUAAUAAGCCCAAGGCAAAUAUAAAGUUAAGAAAAUUUAAUGCCUUUUAAAGAAAAUAGUAGCAAUUAAAAUUAAAGCUAAACUCAUAUCCUCAGUUACUCUUAGCAAAGACUUAAUAGAGUUAAAGAAAAAUUAAAUAUUUUAAAAAGCAACUCCUAAUUAAAUAUCUUCAAAGAUGAUGUUUAAGAGUAAGACGAAGGAAGUUAAUGGAGUAAAUUAAUUGAAAAUGCAUAAAAAAUAGUAAUAAAAUAAAAUUCCAAAAACCUUAACGAUCAAAACAAAAGUUCUUCUUCAAUUGAUUAUAGAGCACAAAAUGCACCUAAGUAUUAAAUUUAAAAGCAGAAUAUAUAAAAGGAAGAAAUAGGAGCUUCUCAAACAAUGACAUCAAGAGGAAGCAAGAUAAAUAAUUUUAGCUAAUAAAUAAUACAGGAAAUCAUUCAAAAAAAUUCUUCAUUAACAAACCAACUCUUGAUGCUUGCCCUUUUUAAUAAAGGUUUGAUGUGUAAGUUAAAUUCACUGAAGGCUUUCUUCUUUAACAAAAUAACGCGCUUUUGGCAUGUUAAGCAAGUAAUUCAGUACCACCAAAGCUCAUAUUUGAUUUAGAUGGUUUCUUUUUUAUGA